This is a messenger RNA of Hyaena hyaena (striped hyena), 2404 nucleotides long. RefSeq names its product tropomyosin 1 (gene TPM1). Bases 150 to 1004 code for a protein of 284 amino acids. The record is from RefSeq and is a predicted model, not a curated record. Gene Ontology annotation, biological process: actin filament organization; cardiac muscle contraction. Lineage: Eukaryota; Metazoa; Chordata; Mammalia; Carnivora; Hyaenidae. Gene Ontology annotation, cellular component: actin filament. The transcript has 9 exons. Gene Ontology annotation, molecular function: actin filament binding.
GCUGUCUCUAGGAAUGCGGUCGCCCCCUUGGGAAAGUACAUAUCUGGGAGCAGCAGGCGGCUCCGCGCUCGCACUUCGGCUCGGUCGCCCCACCGCGCACUCGCCUCUCCGCUCCCGCCGCAGCCCCAGGGCCCCUCGCCGCCGCCACCAUGGACGCCAUCAAGAAGAAGAUGCAGAUGCUCAAGCUCGACAAGGAGAACGCCUUGGAUCGAGCCGAGCAGGCGGAGGCCGAUAAGAAGGCGGCGGAGGACAGGAGCAAGCAGCUGGAAGAUGAGCUGGUGUCGCUGCAAAAGAAACUCAAGGGCACCGAAGAUGAACUGGACAAAUACUCCGAGGCUCUCAAAGAUGCCCAGGAGAAGUUGGAGCUGGCGGAGAAAAAGGCCACUGACGCUGAAGCCGAUGUAGCUUCUCUGAACAGACGCAUCCAGCUGGUUGAGGAAGAGUUGGAUCGUGCCCAGGAGCGACUGGCAACAGCUUUGCAGAAGCUGGAGGAGGCCGAGAAGGCAGCGGACGAGAGUGAGAGAGGCAUGAAAGUCAUUGAAAGUCGAGCCCAAAAGGAUGAGGAGAAAAUGGAAAUUCAGGAGAUCCAACUGAAAGAGGCCAAGCACAUUGCUGAAGAUGCCGACCGCAAGUAUGAAGAGGUGGCCCGUAAGCUGGUCAUCAUUGAGAGUGACCUGGAACGCGCAGAGGAGCGGGCUGAGCUCUCAGAAAGCCAAGUUCGACAGCUGGAAGAACAAUUAAGAAUAAUGGAUCAGACCUUGAAAGCAUUAAUGGCUGCAGAGGAUAAGUACUCACAGAAGGAAGACAAAUAUGAGGAAGAGAUCAAGGUUCUUUCUGACAAGCUGAAGGAGGCUGAGACUCGGGCUGAGUUUGCGGAGAGGUCAGUAACUAAAUUGGAGAAAAGCAUUGAUGACUUAGAAGACGAGCUGUACGCUCAGAAACUGAAGUACAAAGCCAUCAGCGAGGAGCUGGACCACGCUCUCAACGAUAUGACUUCCAUGUAAAUGUUCAUGCACCCUGCCUGCUCACAUCCGUGCCCUCACGCUAAUAUGAUAAACUCACCACUGCUCCCUUCUCUACCUCCAGAAUCUCCAUCUUCACACCUUUCUGUUUGCUUUCUCUGCAUAAUCUUGGAUAGUUAUUGUCUGCUCACAUUCUACUAAUGUAAAAGCCAAGUAGAUUAAGUCAGUCUAUACACAUCAUUUUCUCUUCAGAAUUUCACGAUCUCUGAGCUAGAUUGUCCCCACCAAGCGGCGAACUGAAAUAGGAAUGACUUGAGCACUACCCUUUUAGGAAAUUAAACUAGGCUCAAGCAAAAUCUGAAGACUAUGCAGUGGUGCAGGAGCUUCCCCAGAAAUUUCAAAUAUCAGUUUCCUGAGAUUCAAUUAAAUACAGUAGGGUCAUUUUUGUAAAAGAACUAUACAUUUAAGGAACCCUCAAAUGUCCAGUUCCAGAGGAUCUGAGAGGAGAUAGAUCCACCACAGCCUAAGGAGUGGUGCUGUGAGAGAUGAUCUCUUCCUCACUGUCUUCUCACAGUUCUGGAGAGUAACGGUUCAUCUGCUGAAUAACCAAGCCUUUAAUUUUCUGUGUUUAGACAAAAGGCAUUGAAAUAUUCACAGUGAACACGACAGCUGGUGUCAAAGAAUUGGGAUAUAAGACCCCGAUUACACAGCAUGUGUAAUGAGCUCAGGAGUUAAUGGCUCACCGUUAACUGUGUGAGGCAGCGAGAGUCGGAGUACAUACCUUGUUCAUAUGAGAACUUUGAGCACACACAGCUAAUCCAGGAUUGCUAACCCAACCUAAGCAUUACAUUUCUCCCACUUUAAAUUCUAACCUGGAGUGUUGCCCAGAGCAUUCUCUUCAUUCUAAUAAUAUGGCACUGAAUUCCAGAUGAGCUGGAAGUUUCAGACCCACCCAUGCAUGGACAUGGUAGUGUCGAGAGUGGCAUGUGCCUGCUGCCUUACAGGCUAUAGAAUUUCCACAUCACCAUUAGAGACACGACUGUCGCCUUGGAAAGUAGAAUUGCAUCCUCUCUUCCUUCAUUUGUCAAUGAGGGGGUGAAGCAGAACAUCUGUCUCUAAGGUCUUUUCGGGUGCUAAAUGUGGUGAUUCUAUAGGGAAAACUUGUAGCAUCAACUAUGAUCAAGUAUUUUAAAGGUGAGUUAGCUUAAAAUCUGUUUUUGAACUCCUGGGCCUUCUUAACGAUGGGCCGUCACCCAAAGGGGCCCGUGCUGGCCUCGGGUCCAGACACCGUGGGCAAGGGGUCUCCUCCUGCAGGUGCAGUUGGCCGCGGGUUUUGCAUGUCUGCUUCCUGCCUGUUUCAAGUGCUACUCUCCUCUGUUAGUUUGCUUUUCCUUUUUGCCAUUGUGCCACUUUUUUUUUUCUUUUUCUCCCACCUUUUCUCC